CUGAUGCCGUAAUUGUGGCUAAUUUCAGAGGAAGGAACGCCCGUGGAAAUCACACUAAGCUUUCCGAAUGUAGCCACUGACAACCUUGGCAACGAAGGCACCUGGACACUCGUCUAUAACCAAGGCUUUGAAGUCACAAUCAACUAUCGCAAGGCGGCCAGUAUGUCCUCAACCUGAUGGACACUUACAGCGCAGGCCUCUCUCUCAUAUUUAUCGGGUUUUGCGAAGUCACAGCUGUUAUGUGGAUUUACGGCGUGAACAACUUUUCAGAAGACAUAAGCUUCAUGGUCGGAUCGACUCCAUCUUUGCUCAUGAGGAUUUGCUGGGCUUACGUCAUUCCAGGUGUUCUAUUCGUGCUAACAUUCCACGGCUUUUUCCACGCCAUCCCGAUAACAUACAACAACACGGAUCCUUACCCAGAAUACGCAAACAUCUUCGGCUGGUGCAUCGCUGCUUUGUCUAUGGUGCAAAUUCCUCUUUGGGCUAUCGUGGCUCUAUAUAACCGGCGAAAUAAUCUCAAAAGCGCAUUUCUACCAACUGAAGACUGGGGACCAAGAGAUCCACAAGAUUUUCGCGAAUACCGUGCACUACGGUGGCCCCUCGAGAAGCCACCUUCACAAAGCCCUCCGGCCCCAAGCCCGACUAAAGUGUUGAAUGUCCCUCAUGAUGCCCCGGCUGUCCCUCAUAAUGCCCCGGAUGCGCCUCAUAAUGCCCCGGAUGCGCCUCAUAACGCCCCGGAUGCCACUCAUAACAAACCGUGAUUGUUCGUUUUUCGGAAAGCUAUCCAUUGCCUGUCCUUUCUGCCGUGCAGAAAGUCUAUACAUCAAAAUUGCUGACCUAAUUUCUUGAAAGCAGAACAGAGAAGUGUCCAUACUAAUAAAAAUAGCGUACGUGAUAGUAAUGCACGUUGUGGCCGUUGUAACACCGAACUUGCGAAAAGUCGUAAUGAAAUGAACCAGAAAGAAGUGGCAAGACCAUGACUGGUGCAGGCGUGAGUUGCUUGGCUUUCAUGGCUUUGUAUCGCUUUGUAUAGCAGCUCGUUCCGACCAAGUUGCUCGACUUGCUACACUUGCCAAGCACAGAACAUGGUUUCUAAAGACAUACAGGGUGUGUGUGCAGAUCAGUGUUGUACAUAGCAGCGCUACUUGUAGCGUCGCUACUGUAUUCACUACUUUUUUCAGUAGCAGAGAGCGAUCCCGCUACAUUUUAAAUUGGUAACGGAAAAAAGUAUUUUCCGCUCCAAAUAUGGGUAGCAGCGGACUCUUUGUCCGCUACCGUUAGUUUUCACACUCAGUUUUCAUAUGCAGUAUAGAAGUCUUGGAACGGAAAUAAAAAGCGAGAUAACGGCGAAGCAGAAUUUUUCUUGUCGUUCUACUUGUUAAUCAGGCAGACUGCCGUGAUGAUCUUCCAUUUCGCAAAGUCUCAUAAGCUAAGCGCAACAGGAUUAUGAAUAUAAUACGCAUAUGGACUAUAGGAAGCUGGUUUCUGUCAAACAAUCAGCUGCAAAACUAGAGUGAGCGUGUUGAUAGCACAUUUCAAACUGUUUUGCUAUACGAAAAUAUAUCUGGAACGCAACGACAUAUCGCCAUAGUCAUUGCAGUCCAAACGUACCGCCGACUUUGCUUUAUCGUGUUUGUGCCUGCAGGUGAAGCA
Molecule: messenger RNA, 1653 nt
Organism: Ornithodoros turicata
Lineage: Eukaryota; Metazoa; Arthropoda; Arachnida; Ixodida; Argasidae
Product: sodium-dependent dopamine transporter-like
Exons: 5
Coding region: 177-761 (194 amino acids)
Biological process (GO): sodium ion transmembrane transport
Cellular component (GO): plasma membrane
Molecular function (GO): L-amino acid transmembrane transporter activity
Source: RefSeq, a predicted model, not a curated record